Molecule: messenger RNA, 809 nt
Organism: Aedes aegypti (yellow fever mosquito)
Lineage: Eukaryota; Metazoa; Arthropoda; Insecta; Diptera; Culicidae
Gene: Dph3
Product: DPH3 homolog
Exons: 2
Coding region: 182-442 (86 amino acids)
Biological process (GO): protein histidyl modification to diphthamide
Molecular function (GO): metal ion binding
Source: RefSeq, a predicted model, not a curated record
AGGGCUUUGACGUUUCUCUUCACCAGCCGACAACAACAGCUGCUAACCUCCCUUGCAUGCAUUGAUCGUUUACUCAUUCAUUCACAUUGCGUCGCAAUGCAGGAAAGGUAGCAUCAGUGAGUAAAUUUCUCGUCGGGAUUCUAUUGCACCUUUCCCAAUACGGAGUACACAUUACAACCAAAUGGCAGUGUACCACGACGAAGUCGAAAUUGAAGAUUUCGAGUACGACGAAGAGGAAGAGAUGUACUACUACCCGUGUCCUUGUGGGGAUCGGUUCCAGAUCAGCAAGGAGGAAUUAAUUGCCGGCGAGGAAGUGGCUACCUGUCCCAGUUGUUCGCUUAUCGUUAAGGUCAUUUACGAUCCGGAGGCCUUCCAAGCCGAACAGGACGAGGUGGAAACGGUUGCGACCGAACGCGAUAAGGAAACGGCGGUACGUGAUUAAUUCUAGGAUAAAGUCUUGAGGGAGAUUACGGUGGAGUACUCUUUUUACGGAUCGAAAAAAGGGCUUGAUAUUUCUUAUGGAAUAGAUCAUUUGAAGAAUUUGUACUAGUAGUGUCGUUUUUUAUCGUAGGUUUGUAAAUACAAGAAUCUGAAACAGAGCAAAUCGUAAAAUCUGUUUUAAGAAAGCAAGGCGAUUUCGGAAUAAUAUAUGUUCACAUGAGGAAUUUUUCUGUUGUAUAUUGUACGAUGAAUACUAUAAACAGUAUAAUGUGCGUAAAAGUAUGCUAAACAAAAUAGCUCGCAUUCAAGAAAGGUACUAAACAAGUCGUAAAAUAAAAAUCAAGUGCCACAACUAAAACUUAAAAAAA